Paramecium pentaurelia is the source of this 1302-nucleotide messenger RNA. NCBI's taxonomy places the organism in Eukaryota, Ciliophora, Oligohymenophorea, Peniculida, Parameciidae. The record is from the annotation of a GenBank genome assembly.
AUGUAAAUUGCUAAUUAUUAAAUUGAACUACCCAUUUCUUUGGAUUACUCUUACUAAUUGUUAUAUCGUGGAUUCGAUGAAACUAAUUAAUCAUAUUACAUCAAUAUAUUCCCAAAAUCUGAAUUAGAUUUAACAAUGUAUGAAAGCAUUUCUAAGAAAAUAUAAUAUUUUCAUUACAUUAAACAAGCUAUAGAAGAUGAUAACAAUCUAUUCAUUUUUUAUUCAAAUAGUAAUACUUGGAUUAAAAUGCCUUCUAUAAUUACUAAUCAUUAAUUCAACACAUAUCUGAAAUAAUUAUAUGAUCUCUAUUCGUUAGAUGUUUUAGGAGUAUAUGAUUUCAAUCCUGAUUUUCUUUAUAUCAAUUAAAAUAAUGUUUACAUUAUUGAUUAUGGAUUAAGAUAUACUCUUCAUUAAAUUAAAUACCAACAAUUAUAUAACAAUAAUUAUCAACAAAACUAAUUGAUGAAAACUUGGAUGUUUGGCAGUUUACUUUAUAGUCUGACAACUGGAACAAAAGACCCAAGUUUAUUAAUUAAACUGAAUCAACAAUAAAUUAAUUAUUAUAUUGAAUAUAAUUGUAGGUAGAAUAAUAUUAGUGAAGAUAAUAUUAAUUUUAUUAAGAUCUUACUUCAAGUAGAUUAUGAUAUUCGUCCGGCAUUUGAUUAACUUGCUAAUUUACCAAAACUAAAAAAUAAGUAAUUUAUUAAAAUGCAUACUUAAACAUCAUUUAAUAAUAAUAACUAAAGAACUAUUAUCAAAUUAGAUAAUCUUAAUGAUUAAAUUUCUAAAUCAACUACUAAAUAGACAAAAUCAUAAUUUGUACUUAGUAGACAUCAUACUCAAGUUAAACUUGGUUUAAAGUCAAAUUUCAUUAAUAGUUCCUAAAAAUAGAAUAAAAAUUCUAAUCUAAAUUCAUAUCAAUAUGCUUCGUAAUUAAUUAAAUCAAAAGUUUCUCUUAAACAUGGCUAAAUCAUCAAAAAUGUUUCAACUACAAAAUCUUUAUAUAAUCAAAGCUAAUUCUAAAACCAAACUAAUUUAAAAGAAUAAUCAAACUAAACUACCAGAAUUAAUUAAAAGAAUCUAUCAAUUAAUAUUGAUAUAAUUAAACCAAAUAGAACUACAUCAGUUAAUACAAAAUCAUUAGAUUAAUAACCCACUGCUUAAACCAAUCAAUUACCAAUUAAAUCAAAAUAAGAAAAUAAAUUUGAUUUCAAAUAAAAACCUAAAAAGAAUCAAAUUAACUCUUUUGAGUAAGAUUUCUUCUUAAGGGAUGAAGAGGAGAGGUCUGAUAUAAGUUUUUGA